Molecule: messenger RNA, 684 nt
Organism: Phoenix dactylifera (date palm)
Lineage: Eukaryota; Viridiplantae; Streptophyta; Magnoliopsida; Arecales; Arecaceae
Source: RefSeq, a predicted model, not a curated record
AUGGAGUACCGGCGCAUGAUCGGUUGCCUGAGGUAUUUACUCCACACAAGACCUGAUCUUUCUUAUGCUGUUGGAGUAGCUAGCCGAUUUAUGGAGAAGCCCACGGUGAUGCAUCACAAGGCAGUAAAACAAAUCCUAAGGUACCUAAAAGGUACAGUUCACUGUGGACUCAUAUAUGAGAAGAAGAAGGGAGAAGAGGAGAUCAUCGGCUACAGCGACAGUGAUUUGGCUGGUGAUGUUGAUGAUCGGAAAAGCACCGGAGGCAUGGCAUUCUAUGUUAACGAUAGUCUUGUGUCAUGGAAUUCACAGAAACAGAAGACGGUGGCAUUGUCAUCGUGUGAGGCCGAGUACAUGGCAGCAACGGCAGCGGCAAGCCAGGCAUUAUGGCUGAGAAGCUUGUUGGGGGAGCUGACAAAGCAAGAACCUAAACAGGUGAAGCUGUUCAUUGAUAACAAGUCUGCUAUUGCCCUGAUAAAGAAUCCUGUAUUUCAUGGCCGAAGCAAACAUAUCGACACGAGGUUUCAUUUCAUCCGUGGCUGUGUUGAAGGAGGACAGAUCAUGGUAAGGUUUGUUCGCACGGAGGAGCAACGAGCCGAUGCUCUCACGAAAGCGUUGUCAGGAGUGAAGCUCGCAACGAUGAAGCAUUUGCUGGGCGUCCGAGAUCUUGAGCCACGUCAGGAUUAA